Saccoglossus kowalevskii is the source of this 1019-nucleotide messenger RNA. RefSeq lists its product as uncharacterized. The record is from RefSeq and is a predicted model, not a curated record. NCBI's taxonomy places the organism in Eukaryota, Metazoa, Hemichordata, Enteropneusta, Harrimaniidae. Gene Ontology annotation, molecular function: ubiquitin protein ligase binding.
AUGAAUAUUAAAAAUGAUAUUGUGGUUGAUAGUAAGAAAACUGCAAAUACGGAUGCUUUUAAAAAAGACGAAACAUCGUUAACCACGGUGAAGAAAUACAGCACACCAUCCAUUGAGGAUAGGAUUUCCAAAUUUAAUGAUGUACGAGUGACGAAAGGGAAAGAUGAUUCAGAAAAUAAAUUGAAGCAUGUGCAAAAACUCCCACUUUUGACAAUCAAAAAUGGUAAAGGUGUCCAAGAUACUAGUGACAAUAAUCUGUGGGAUAUAGUGGAGCGCUCACCAACUGUAAAAAACAAUGCAAGUGUUAACAUAGAUAGUACAAGUAAUGGAACAGAGGUUAUCGAGAAAGACGAGCAGAAUCUGGAUAAUGCAGAGCAAAGGAUGUUAGAGGCUGCAGCUAAAGCUGAUAUACAGUACAUGGAAUCAUCGUUAUCGUCUGACAGUACAUUGUAUAAUAUUCAUGAUGAUCGAGGCAAUACAAUCCUACAUAUUGUGUGCAAGUUUGGACAUAUGGAUUGUCUACAGUGGUUAGUGAAAAAUACUUUAUGCCGUGAAUUGGUGUUGUUAGAUAAUGAUGAUGUACAGACACCAGCAAUUGUUGCUGUUAAGCACGGCAAACUUGAAUGCCUGCAGUGGUUGGUACUGGAAACUGGAGUAAAGAAACAACUAACAAAUGAAGUCAAUCAACCAGUUCUUCUACAUCAAGCUGCCAGGUUUGGACAAGAACAGUGUUUACGCUGGUUGCUAGGAUACAUGCAGAUGCAGGACCUAUCCAUUGAUGUCACUGAUCCCCAUGGUAACACUGCUGCUCAUCUUGCUGCCAAAUAUGGGCAUUUAUCUUGUUUACAGACACUGGUUGAGUUUAAUGCUGAUAUUACUGCCACUAAUAAGAAGGGACACACGGCGUGUAAAGUUGCAGCCAAUCACCACCAUGAUACAAGUGCACAGUUCUUAAUAGUAGUAGAGUCGUGUAUUACACUUGCAGAACAAGUUACUGGAUUUAGGAAAGAACUCCGAGA